AUGUCAAAGCGUCAAAGAGAAGAAGCCAAUAUUGAGUCAAUUAGGGCCAUCCUUGGAGACAUUCCUGUCAAGACGAUUGAAGAUUUAUUGCACAGGUCUAACCAAAAUGUCGAGACUGCGGUCAAUUUGUAUUUCUCGGACCCUUUACCAAUUAUACCAACACAAACUUCAAAAAACACAAGCAAGCCUAAAUUAGAAAAACCAAAAGGAGAAAUCAAAUAUUACAUUGGCGAUCUCGUUAUUACAGGAUGGUCCUUAUUAAAGGGACCUAGUCCAGUCAAAGAAGGCAGUGUCAUUAGCAUUAUGCGAGAUAAAGUGAAUAAUUACUCCAACAAAAUUGUUCGAUUUGGAUCUGGAGGAAAGGAAUUAGGUCGAUUACCAAAAGAGGUUGCAGACUACAUUGCAGCCCUCAUCGAUUUUAACCUCUGUAAAUUUGAAGGAACACUGGUAUGGUGUCCACCUCAGUUGAAAAUCGGUGAAGAUAUGAUUAUUCUUCUCAAAUGCUACAUGUUGCCUGCCGCCAUGCACACCAAUACUUUCAUGUCAAGCGUCAUUCCAAAAGCGAAGAGGGGCUUCAACAACAGGUCUGUGGAGGAACCAUCGACUCUGAGAAAAAUAGCGCUUCUCCAAAUCUUCAAAAGCUUGGGUUUAAGGCCUGCUCGUUCUUCUAUCCAAAGAAUGAAUGUGGGCAGCGAUGACACUUGGGACUUGCUUUUACAAAAUGUCGAGACAAAAGCGGAAGAGCCCGAAGAAGACGAAACAAAUGAGUUUGACGAAGAAGAGAAAAAGGAAGUGUCAGACGAUACGCUUGAUCAUAUAUACGAAAAGGCUCAAGUGUUUGAUUCACAUAUUCAACCAAUGGAACAACCUGAUACAAUGGCACUGGAAUUGAAGGAAUAUCAAAAGAGAGCAUUGGCAUGGAUGACAGCUAAAGAAUCGACAGACGCAUACGAUGACGGGGAUAUCGAUAUGCGCGCAAUACAUCCUUUAUGGGAAGAGUAUGAGUUCCCAGCUGAAUGUGAAGGCGAUAACCGUUUCUUUUAUUUUAAUCCCUACAGUGGCGAAUUAAGCCUGGAAUUUCCAGAAGCAUCCUCACAGGAAAAGGGUGGUAUUCUAGCUGACGGAUCUAAGCCCGGCACUAUCACAGUUGAGGUUUUCUAUGGAGAUGAAAGGAGUCAUAGCACGAUCGAAAAAAUGUGCCAAUGGAAUGGAUCUGCGCCCGAUGUGUUACUUACAACUUAUGGUGUCGUGAUGGGCGAUUGGAGUAAAGUGCAGACCAAUAGCUCGCACGCUUCACCAUUGUUCGGCGUUGAGUUCUGGCGUGUUGUUCUUGAUGAGGCUCACCAAAUCAAGAAUAAAACAACGAAAACAUCCCUUGCUUGUAGAGACAUUAAGUCGAAGCGUCGUUGGGCCGUUACAGGCACACCUAUCCAGAAUAAGCUUGACGAUUUGUAUUCACUUGUACGAUUCUUAAGACAUGAACCCUGGGCCAACCAUACCUUCUGGAGAACUUUUAUUUCAAUACCCUUCGAAAAACAGGACCCUCGUGCUUUGACAGCUGUUCAAAGUGUAUUGGAGCCAAUUGUUUUACGUCGAACAAAAGCUAUGCGCGAUAGAAAAGGACGACCUAUGGUGCCAUUACCACCAAAGACGAUCCAUAUUGAAUACUUGACAUUUUCACCAGAGGAACAGGAUAUCUACGAUGCUAUCUACAAUGACUCACAAAUCAAGUUUUCAUAUUUCUGUCAGGCUGGAAAAGUGGGUGUGAAUUAUGCCUCCAUCUUUCAACUCUUGACUCGGUUGAGACAAAUCUGCUGUCAUCCUUAUCUUGCACUGAAAAGUAAAGGAGAUGACGAAGAAGUCAAAUCAGAAGGCGGAAAGGGUAUUCGUUUGGAGGAUCUCAUUGCAAAACAUAAUACAAGUAAAGCUUUGACCAACCAGGAUAUCCCAUCCGAACAUGGUACUUAUGGAUUGAAUGUGUUGCAAAACAUGCUGGCUUUACAAAAGGGGUCCUCACAGUCUGAUAUGGAGACUCAACACAGUUCACCCAUGGACGCCUUAUCAACAAUGACGGAAGAAUGCCCAAUUUGUUUCGAAACACCCGAGACAAUGAUUGCAUUGCCUUGUAUGCAUAUGGCCUGUCGGAUAUGCGUGAUGGAUUAUUUCCAGAAAAAAGAAAACGAAGGAGCCGCUGGAGAAUGUCCUAUCUGCAGACAAGGUCCUAUACUCCAAAGCGAUUUAUUAGAGAUCGGACAGAAAUCAAAUGGGACAGAGACACCAGACUCCCAAAAGGGUAAAAAUGUCAAAUUUGAUAUUCGAAAAGCAGUAGGAGGGUUUAGACUCUCUACGAAAAUGAACGCGUUAAUCAGCCAUCUGCGGCAGAAUGAAAGGGAUAAUUGUAAGACUGUUGUGUUUUCACAAUUCACUAGUUUCCUGGAUUUGAUUGGUGAAGCACUCGAUUAUGAGUGUAUUCACUUUACACGAUUAGACGGCACGCAAUCUCAGGCUCAACGCGAAAAGGUCCUCUCAUCAUUCUCCAAAGCAGAAGAAGGCUCGGCUUCAGUCUUGUUAAUCAGUUUAAGAGCUGGUGGCGUCGGUCUCAAUUUGACCUGUGCUAACCGAGUGGUCAUGAUGGAUCCAUGGUGGAACUUUUCGAUUGAGGCACAGGCUAUUGAUCGUGUUCACCGUCUUGGUCAGUUGAAAGAUGUCACAGUGACACGAUUUGUGAUGCGAGAUACUGUAGAAGAACGUAUCUUAACGAUCCAGAACCGUAAGCACGUGCUUGUCAAUGAAUUAUAUCAAUCUCGAGAUCAUGCAAAGAACCGAAAGAUGGAUGACCUUCAAUUACUGUUUAGUAAAAGUGGUGCACUUUAG
Messenger RNA from Mucor mucedo, 2874 nucleotides. Its product is annotated as P-loop containing nucleoside triphosphate hydrolase protein. Bases 1 to 2874 code for a protein of 957 amino acids. The record is from RefSeq and is a predicted model, not a curated record. Lineage: Eukaryota; Fungi; Mucoromycota; Mucoromycetes; Mucorales; Mucoraceae. Gene Ontology annotation, molecular function: hydrolase activity, acting on acid anhydrides, in phosphorus-containing anhydrides; nucleic acid binding; zinc ion binding. The transcript is spliced from 7 exons.